Penicillium robsamsonii is the source of this 753-nucleotide messenger RNA. RefSeq lists its product as uncharacterized. The coding region runs from base 1 to 753 and encodes 250 amino acids. The transcript is spliced from 6 exons. The record is from RefSeq and is a predicted model, not a curated record. Lineage: Eukaryota; Fungi; Ascomycota; Eurotiomycetes; Eurotiales; Aspergillaceae.
AUGGGUGCUCGCUAUACCCGUUUAAGCCUAAUACUAGGAAGACUGCGCGAGAAUUCGCGGUUCUUAAGGGCCGGCUUCAUCGACACUAGUAAGGCGGAAAAUCACUUUUUUAACGAUAAUUUAAUGGUCGGAAGCUUACUCCUAUAUAGAAGAAGGCUUUAUGUGAAUAUAUUAAUUACUUUAACGCGUGACCACUGGCUAAAACGUUUUCUUAAACGUAAUGUAGAGUACUACGUACGACGUCGGCGUGCUCUUAACGUUAAAAGAGUAUCGUCGCUAGAUGGUUUAAAGACUACGAACGAAUUAUUACUAAGUAUAGUAUCUAAAAAAAAGCUAUUUAAUGGAUCUAUCACAAGUCGUGAAUUUAUUAGUGUUUUAGAGGCUAUUUCUACCAAUAGUUUUACCUACCCGCCGCUCAUAAUUCUAAGCGUAAAGUGGGUACUACUACGCGAGUUUAAUAUAAUUAAUGGCGAUAAGCAUAUCGCAGGAACCGACACUAGUUAUAUUAAUGACACUAGCAUUUUACUAUUCUAUAAGUGGACAGCUCGUGGUAUAAUUAGUGAAAAAAUGCUAGUUUUAUGCGACCAUUUUAGCUCCCAUUUCACACCUAAAUUUAUUAAGUUUAUGAGAAGAAUGAUAUCAUUUUAUUCUUCUUACUUUCUUAUACUAGUUAUAUACUCUAGCCUCACUAUGCUAGUGUUUAUAGACGCUAUUAAGGCGGCUAUAAUAAGCGGAUGCCGUAAACUCUCUUAA